AUGGGACAUGCUUGCUUUUAUCCUACAUCAUUGUUUUUGUGGGGAAGGGGAGAGGUCAACAAUGCUCAGUGCAAGAUCUAUGACUGCAACAUUAAAGAAGAUUUAGGAAAUGGUUGGUUUCGUUAUGGAGAUGCUGCUAUCAAACUCUUUAAAGAGAAGAAAACCUGGACCAAUGCUCGUAGCGAUUGUCAGUCAUUAGGUGGUGAUCUUCUCUCUAUUACCAGCUCACAUGARAAUGACUUUGUSAACGAUGUCUUUGUGGAGAAAAUGAAUCUAACUUAUACUGCACAAGACAUUAGUGAGGCAUCCCAUAGACCUUCUGUGCACUAUAAACUCAACGGCGAAGAACCAGACGUUAAACUUAUGGGACCUUCAGGCGAUGCUACUUUCCGGGUUGAAGGGAGAGAGAAGGCUUUAUACCUGAAUGGACGCAAUGGCUUUGCGCAAAUUCCAAGCCUAUCUGUCCAAAGUGGAAUUUUCAUUUCAUUUUGGGCAAAGGUUUUGAACACUACAGAGGCCUGGUCGACAUUGCURAAUAUYUACGACAACUCGACUUCGCAGUCGAAAUUCAUGGUAUCAAUUGACGGAMAAACGAACAAUGUCUAYUGUUCUGUUGGCUUGAGCAAUGGUAGUCUUAAGAAGAUGCUGGCGCAUAGCUUCCGCACAAAUGUGUGGCAGUAUUUUAGUGCAAGAUUCAUUUCAUCAAAACAAAAGAUUGACUUUGGAUAUCAAGGCACUUGGAGCAAGACAAAGGAAUACGACGUGGGCGUCAGUUCUUUGAACUUCACUACAAGUGACAAGUUUGUUAUUGGUUCUGAUUCCUCGCAAAACGUGCACAGCAACAAGUCUUUUCAUGGCUUYAUGAAACAUUUCGUUUUUGUGAAGUCUCCGAUGAUUGGGUAUAAAAUGCAGGCUGUCAUGUAUUGGCACGAGCAAGGAGUUUGGAUUGGCCUCAACAAUCAAACUGACACUUCCUACUUCAGUUGGUCUGACGGUACCCCCGUGGGGCAGUUUAUGAACCUACCAGACUACACUCCAGAGCCCAACAAAUCUGGAAGAAAGUGUGUUGCCAUGGCAAAGGACAAGAAAUGGUUGGAUAAGCACUGUGAUUUGAAGUAYCCAUUCCUGUGCGAGAAACCUGUGCUGUAACCCGAGCGCCAGUUCUUUUUGAUGCGACGGAUUURCAGUUGAAAUGAAACGCUCGUACAAAAACGCAUUUUACAAACAAUUUACCAGGCCCGGACGUAAACCUAACUUUGAGUAUCAAUUUUUUCGACAGUGCAGCGAUUUUACAAUCAAGACAAGACAACCGUUGAGCUUGCAAUGAUAGAAACCUUCUUUCACAACUACAGACAAUUAUUUACAGGUAUCUAUCAUUUCACGCUCAACGGUUGUCUCGCUUCGAUGUAAAAGCACGGCUACCAUUCAAGAUAUCGCAGAGAACCGUGAAGAAGACUUUUGUCCUAUGGCACAAUAACGUUACUGUAUGUUUACAUUGUGGGUGAUGCUCAGAAUGACCCGAAAUUUUGAUCUACUAAUAAUCUGUCUCUAAGUAGAACUUUAGUGUAUCGAGUCUUGAUGUACAUCAUGCCGGUACCAAGGAUUUCUUAUCUACAUUUUAUUUGAUAUGCAGUCACUAUUAUUCCCUUUGGCGACCAUAAUCCUUAGCGUUAAAAUAAUAAAAUGUUUUCGUGUGACAUAAUUAUGCGAUACGAUACGGCAAUCGAGGUGCGAUUCUAYCACAAUUCCGAAUCAUGGCAACAGAUCGCAUAUGUUUGUCGCUGAAAAUCGCAGCAAAUAUCGCACGCAACCAACGACAAGUUUGCUAGUAUAAAAGACAUUAUUGGAAGGGCAUACACAUUAGGACUUAUUUACUCAAACUCUCGCUAGUUCAAUUAUUUCGUUGCUUGGGGUUACGUUUCUGGAUUGUGAUUCAUGCAAUUCUAGGUUUCAGAGCUCUCCCCUCUUCCUCSUUUUAUGGAAAAAUUAACAAGCGAGACCCAGAACAAGUCUAUUCAUAUAUUGAAUGUGGUGUGAAAACUUAUUUAUCAAGCCAUCAGGCUUCUAAUUAAAUUUCUUUUUCAAAAUAUUGAAAACAAGGACACGACCCCUGCGGAUUUCAUAUCCUUGAAAAUUCGAGGAUGUUUUGACGRGAGGGCGUCUAAUAAUCAUUUUACUCUGGAGUUUAGGAACCUUAUCAAGGAAAACUGAUUCAGUUUUGACAUGUUGAUUAUAAUUGAUAGUACGUAUAAUUUUUUUUAAGAUUCUUUAAAUGACUACAUGUAUCCAUGGCAGCACGGCUGCUUAUAAGUUGUGAAGGCGGGAAAAAAWUGGAAACAAUAGGAUUUGUUUUUUUAUUUUUGUUCUUUUUUCUAAUUUUUCUGUAUUGAAAUGUGAUUUCAUGCACGCAAUGAUCCCUUAAAACUGAGAAUAAAAUUGAGAAUAAAACAAAAAUGAGAAGUGGAUUGAAUACAGUAAGAAAAGACUAAGAAAUUUGUUGAUUUACAGGUACAGACCUAUAUGUUGAGAUUCAGCCUARAGAUUUGGCUAAGAAUUGGGUGUAAGAAACCAGGAGGAAGCUCACAAUCUCCUUUAAAGGCCGAAACAGACGGUAAAACGUUUACCUACAACCAUCGCAUGCGAC
Exaiptasia diaphana is the source of this 2644-nucleotide messenger RNA. RefSeq lists its product as uncharacterized. Gene Ontology annotation, molecular function: signaling receptor activity. The record is from RefSeq and is a predicted model, not a curated record. The coding region runs from base 1 to 1149 and encodes 382 amino acids. The transcript is spliced from 5 exons. NCBI's taxonomy places the organism in Eukaryota, Metazoa, Cnidaria, Anthozoa, Actiniaria, Aiptasiidae.